GGCUCGGCUUUCAGCUCUCGGCUGUCUGCCGCCGCUGGCCUGUCCAAAAUGGAGGGCUCUCCACCGGCGCCGUUUGCCCUCCGGCUGCUCCUGCUCGCAGCGCUGCCGGCCGCCGGGUGGCUGAUGACGGUUACCAAUGAGCUGCCAUUGCCGCCCCAAGCCCCGAAGGACAGCAUCAGAAUUAAUGUAACUACCCUGAAAGGUGAUGGGGAAGUAUCUAAAGAACAGGUUGUUCUUAACAUAACCUAUGAGAGUGGACAGGUAUAUGUAAAUGACUUCCCUGUAAAUAGUGGUGUAACCCGAAUAAGCUGUCAGACUUUGAUAGUGAAGAGUGAAAAUCUGGAAAAUGUGGAGGAAAAAGAAUAUUUUGGAAUUGUCAGUGUAAGGAUUUUAGUUCAUGAGUGGCCUAUGACAUCUGGUUCCAGUUUGCAACUAAUUGUCAUUCAAGAAGAGGUAGUAGAGAUUGAUGGAAAACAGGCUCAACAAAAGGAUGUUACUGAAAUUGACAUUUUAGUUAAGAACCAGGGAAUACUCAGACAUUCAAACUAUACCCUGCCUUUGGAGGAAAGCAUGCUGUAUUCUAUUUCCCGAGACAGUGACAUUUUAUUUACCCUUCCCAACCUCUCCAAAAAAGUAGAAAGUGUCAGCUCAUUGCAGACCACCAGCCAGUAUCUUCUCAGGAAUGUGGAAACUACCGUAGAUGAAGACGCUUUACCUGGCAAACUUCCUGAGACUCCUCUCAGAGCAGAGCCUCCAUCUUCAUAUAAGGUGAUGUGUCAAUGGAUGGAAAAAUUCAGAAAAGAUCUGUGUAGGUUCUGGAGCAGUGUUUUUCCAGUAUUCUUUAUGUUUCUGAACGUCAUGGUGGUUGGAAUUAUAGGAGCAGCUAUGGUAAUAACCAUCUUAAAGGUGCUCUUCCCAGUUUGUGAAUACAAAGGAAUUCUUCAAUUGGAUAAAGUAAGUGUUAUACCUGUCACAGCUAUCAACUUAUUUCCGGAUAAUCCUGAGAAAAGAGCACAAAACCUUGAAGAUAAAGCAUGUGUUUGAAACACCAUCUCAAAUCAUGGACUCUGAAUUAGUCUUUUGGCUCUAAAUUUGCCACUUGAAUAGAAUUUUCUUUAAAUCGCUAAGAAUAUGUUUAUACACUAGGGAAAUUGCUGAACUCCUAAAACUGCCUAAAACUUGACCUUUAAGUGACAGGUUAAAGUUCACCUUACUCUAGAACAGGGCUGGCUAUUCAGAUGAUGAAUUAAGGGAAAUUUAAAUGAAGUAGAAGACGUGAAGAAACUUCCAAAAAAAAAAA
Messenger RNA from Odobenus rosmarus divergens (Pacific walrus), 1300 nucleotides. It is a transcript of the gene GINM1, whose product is annotated as glycoprotein integral membrane 1. The record is from RefSeq and is a predicted model, not a curated record. The transcript is spliced from 8 exons. Lineage: Eukaryota; Metazoa; Chordata; Mammalia; Carnivora; Odobenidae. The coding region runs from base 49 to 1044 and encodes 331 amino acids.